This is a messenger RNA of Fomitiporia mediterranea MF3/22, 528 nucleotides long. RefSeq lists its product as uncharacterized. The transcript is spliced from 2 exons. NCBI's taxonomy places the organism in Eukaryota, Fungi, Basidiomycota, Agaricomycetes, Hymenochaetales, Hymenochaetaceae. The record is from RefSeq and is a predicted model, not a curated record. Bases 1 to 528 code for a protein of 175 amino acids.
AUGAACUGGCGCGAAAGUCGGAUAAAACAAGUUUUCCUAGCACCGAUUGGACUGCUUCUAUCACUAGGUGGGGGUGGAGGUGGUGGAGCGCGCACGGCUGUGCUAGAUCAUGGUUCUUUCGUGGUGUGGCUGCUUCCUACGAGCUGCAUACGGACGUGGCGUGUCGGUUUCAUGAACGUGCCCGUAAGCAAAGUUGGUAGGAGUGCAGGUGUUGGAAGCGGAGGCGCAGAUAAUCAUGCGAUUAUCUGCAAUAUGCGAUCAGAGCCUAACGCUGCACCUUUCAAAAAGAACGUCUUUCAUUCACGAUCGGCAAUGCUGAGUCAGCCUCAGCAAUGUAUCCGCGAAGCGGAGUUCAUAUGGCCUAUUCUGAUCGGCCAUGUUAAGCAACUACUUAUUCCACUAAGACGGGAGUCUAUUGGAGAAAAUUAUACACAGUCGCUUACGUUUCUCGGCCCCUAUGUCCUCGGACGAGAUCUCGACCUCUCCGUAGUACAAGGCAAAGAGCUAGAAGGCCAUUCUGACUCCUGA